This is a messenger RNA of Colletotrichum acutatum, 1736 nucleotides long. RefSeq lists its product as uncharacterized. The transcript has a single exon. The record is from RefSeq and is a predicted model, not a curated record. Lineage: Eukaryota; Fungi; Ascomycota; Sordariomycetes; Glomerellales; Glomerellaceae. The coding region runs from base 217 to 1389 and encodes 390 amino acids.
CUCUGCAGAUGGUGCAGAAGUACAUCUCAUGGGAGUCCCGUGACGGUACCCAAAGACUCGGCAUCAUGACCAUCUGUCUCGCCCACUAGCGCCGCCAGACGAUACAGCCAAGGCACGAACACAUCCAACGCGUGUCAAAUCAUCCCCGCGGAGAAGAAUGACCUGCCAUCGUGAAUUACGUGUAGUAUCAACCGUUGGGCGCUGAGCCCCGGGACCAUGUGGAGUGUCCGUGAAGGGAUAGACGCGGGAGCGAGUGUGAAGUGUGUACCUCUUGAAUGUGAAGUGACACCAAAAAGAGGGACCGCCGCCUUACGCAACUCCCUACCACCCCAAGCCCGAAAACUCCGCCCCAGCGCGACCUUGCGCCGCUCCCGGGAUCCAUCCUCGUUGCGAAGCUUUUGUCUCUCCAAGUCACAGUCAUGCCUUGAUCACUCCCCCCCCAGCUUGGACUGGUUCCCCUGCGAACCUGUUCAGACGACCGGUUUACUUAAGGCUGGUGUUUCCCAGUCUCCCUUACCGUUUGUUUUUUUGGAUAUAUCCUGUUCAUCAACAACUCGCCACUUAUACCCAAGCAUCGAGAAGCGAAUACGAAACCACUUACACACCAACACCACCACAACAACACAUCACCAACACCACAACAUCGUCACCAAACACAACCAAACACAAAUGUCAGCACAAGACUACUACGGCGGCACCCGCCAAAACACCCACACACCAGGCGGCUCCUCCUCCCGCCACCUCUCCGCAGGCCCCCUCAUAGACAGCGCAGGCUACCGCCCCCGCUCCGCAAACUCAGAACGUCCUCGCUCCUCAUUCUCCUCUCUCGGCCUCCCGGGCUCCUCCUCCCACCACCGCUCCCGAUCCUCCGGUCCACCAGGCUACGACGCCCAACUCGGCACAGGCCAAGAAGGCGAACGCGGCCUCGUCUCCACCAUCGGCGGCGGCGCGGCGGGAGGCUACGCAGGCAAGAAACUCCUGGGGGGCAAACUCGGCGCCGUGGCGGGUGCCCUGGGCGGUGCCGUGGUCGCGAAUAAGUUGGAACAUAGGUUGAGUGGAAGCCACCACUCCAGCAGCAGCCAUCACGGGCAUCACGGGCAUCACGGACACCACCACCCGCCGCCUCCUCCCCCGCCGCCUCAUCACUACGGAGGUCAUCACCACCACCACGGCGGACCUCCCCCGCCACCCUACGGAGGUCACCACUACGGCCCGCCGCACCACGGUCCCCCGCACCACGGCGGAAGCCACCACUCUUCCGGUGGGUUCGGCGGCCUGGUCGGUUCGUUGAUGGGACGUGAGAAGCAUGGACACCACGGCGGGCCUCCUCAUCACGGGGGUGGCCACCACGGUCACCACGGGCAUCAUGGCCACCAUGGAGGCUGGUAGAGAGACCAACAUGGAUGAUGACUAUUUCGAUCACGACUGGCGUUUUGAGGGGUUGUGGGAUUUUUACUCGUAAUGACGUUACUGUCUAUUAUAUACCUGCACCGGCUACUGCAUUAGAGACAAGGGAUGGACGUCUUGACAUGGGACUAUGAGAGGAUAUUGCAUCACACGGAGGGCUUCAUUGGGCCUACUCAGAUACUUUUUUAGGCGUCUCACGACGCGUGUAAAUCAACUUGUAUAAACCAAAUAGGUUGCUUUCAUUUUGCAUGGUGGCCAAAGGGUCACCAUCCUAUGCGUGUGUGAUGCUACUCGUGGCCUCAGCCAUGCAAUGCAUAUAAUAUCCUAAA